AUGGCACCCACACAGACUCAGUACGUGAUCAACGCCAGCCAGCCGGUGAGCGACAAGAUCUUCGACCUGGCCGCGUUCGAGAAGUUCCUGCACGACCGCAUCAAGGUCGAAGGCCGCACCAACAACCUCGGCGACAAUGUCUCCAUCUCGCAGGUCGGAGAGGGCAAGAUCGAGGUCGUCGCACACAUUCCUUUCUCGGGCCGCUACUUGAAAUACUUGUACGUUUGCAGGGUUCCUUGGCAAGAAAGGGGACAGCGGGCUAAUACUUGUGGGCACAGGACCAAGAAGUUCCUCAAGAAGCAGCAACUCCGUGACUGGCUCCGUGUGGUGUCUACGAGCAAGGGUGUUUAUGAGCUUCGAUUCUUCAACGUGGUCAACGAGGAGGGCGAUGACGAUGACGAGUAG
Molecule: messenger RNA, 405 nt
Organism: Exophiala aquamarina CBS 119918
Lineage: Eukaryota; Fungi; Ascomycota; Eurotiomycetes; Chaetothyriales; Herpotrichiellaceae
Product: ribosomal protein L22e
Exons: 2
Coding region: 1-405 (134 amino acids)
Biological process (GO): cytoplasmic translation
Cellular component (GO): ribosome
Molecular function (GO): structural constituent of ribosome; RNA binding
Source: RefSeq, a predicted model, not a curated record